AUGCUGUUGCAUGGCAAUGGCUAUUACCAGGAGCGUGAGAGGUACCUGCUGGAACAGGAUUUCCCGGGCAUGAGGAUCGGGCCCGAGCCGACCACUGACUCCUUCAUUGCUGUGAUGCAAGGGGAUGUGGAGGGAAUCAUCCCUGGGAACGCGCUGGUGGUGGAUCCAAAGAAACCCUUCAGGAAACUCAACGCUUUCGGCAAUGCCUUCUUGAACAGGUUCGUGUGUGCCCAGCUGCCCAACGCCGUGCUGGAGAGCAUCAGUGUGAUCGACACGCCAGGCAUCCUCUCCGGGGAGAAGCAGAGGAUCAGCCGAGGGUAUGACUUUGCGGCUGUCCUCGAGUGGUUUGCUGAGCGUGUGGACCGCAUCAUCCUGCUCUUCGAUGCCCACAAGCUGGACAUUUCCGACGAGUUCUCAGAGGUCAUCAAGGCCCUCAAGAACCACGAGGACAAGAUCCGAGUGGUGUUGAACAAGGCCGACCAGAUCGAGACCCAGCAGCUGAUGCGGGUGUACGGGGCGCUCAUGUGGUCCCUGGGGAAGAUCGUGAACACGCCAGAGGUGAUCCGGGUCUACAUUGGCUCCUUCUGGUCCCACCCCCUCCUCAUCCCCGACAAUCGGAAGCUCUUCGAAGCUGAAGAGCAGGACCUGUUCAGGGACAUCCAGAGUCUACCCCGCAACGCCGCCCUGCGCAAGCUCAACGACCUCAUCAAGAGGGCUCGGCUGGCCAAGGUCCACGCCUACAUCAUCAGCUCUCUGAAGAAGGAGAUGCCAUCAGUGUUCGGGAAGGACAACAAGAAGAAGGAGCUAGUGAACAACCUGGCAGAGAUUUAUGGCCGGAUUGAGCGGGAACACCAGAUCUCUCCUGGGGACUUCCCCAACUUGAAAAGAAUGCAGGACCAGCUGCAGACCCAGGACUUCAGCAAAUUCCAGCCCCUGAAGAGCAAGCUGCUGGAGGUGGUAGAUGACAUGCUGGCACACGACAUCGCCCAGCUCAUGGUGCUGGUGCGCCAGGAGGAGACGCAGCGACCCGUCCAGAUGGUGAAGGGCGGAGCCUUCGAGGGCACCCUGCAAGGCCCCUUCGGGCAUGGGUACGGGGAGGGGGCCGGGGAGGGAAUAGAUGAUGCCGAGUGGGUAGUGGCCCGGGACAAGCCCAUGUACGAUGAGAUCUUCUACACCCUGUCCCCGGUGGAUGGCAAGAUCACAGGCGCUAAUGCCAAGAAGGAGAUGGUGCGCUCCAAGCUGCCCAACAGUGUGCUGGGCAAGAUCUGGAAGCUGGCCGACAUUGACAAGGAUGGCAUGCUGGAUGAUGAGGAGUUCGCCCUAGCCAACCACCUCAUCAAGGUCAAGCUGGAGGGGCAUGAACUGCCCAGCGAGCUGCCCGCCCAUCUUCUGCCUCCAUCUAAGAGGAAAGCUGCUGAGUGAUGGAUGGAGCAGGCAGCUUCAGAUCAGGAAGGUUAGAGGAUCUGAAGGCACAGGCAUGGUGACUACACCCACGCACACACCUGCACAUGCACACACACGCUCACACGUACACCCUGACAGUCACACUGCACGUGAGAAGGGCUAAUCCUUUUUUGGAUGCCUCUGCAAGUUUCUGGAGUUUGUAAAGGGGCGGCUGCACCCUCAGGUCCCACGGUGUAAGCCUGUGUCUCCAGUCUCCUUCCCUCUUCCCUCCGUCUCCCACUCCCGGAGACAUGAAGCAAUUCACUAGCCCACAGAUGGCAUCCACCCAGUUCCCCAGUGCCUCCAUACCCAGGAUCUGAGCAGAUGGGAAAGGCUUUUCAUGGAAUAGGCAGUUUGCUUUAUUUUCUAUGCUUUUAUUUUUCCUCUUUGGCUUCCUAAUAAGAAAUCUACUCAGGGGCUGGGAAACAUGCAGGGAAGGGAGCGGCAGAGGGGAGAGGGGAGAGACUUUCCAAGAUGAAGCCUCUGCCUUUCACUGCAAAGCUGGUUUUGAACUCUGCCUGCACUUCAUGCCCAAGGAUCUCAGAGGGAAGGAGUGAAGAGAAAACAUUGGUAGGAAAGAACAAGGAAGCCACCCCGCCUUCUUUUUGAACAGUGGGAUCUGGUCCAUGGGUUUUUGUCAGGUUUGUUUUCUCCCCCUGGCCUGGGACAUUUGGAUGGUCAUACUUGCCUCUCCCAUCCCAAGCCUCUCCCGUGUGCCAGGGAAUGUCAUAGGCACUUCAUGUACAUAGGUCAGUGUGGCCUUCCCUAAUGUCCAGGCAGGUAUGGAGCAGUCCCUUACUGUUCCGGUGAGAGGUCUGACUCACAGAUGAUAGGAGACCUUCCCAAACUCACAGAGGUCACACAUUCAAAGAUUCCAAGUCAGGGAUUGAUUGAGACCCACAGACUUCCCCCAGUGUCCCUACACGACCUAGGUGUCACUUAACUGAUGGCAAAGCACAGACAACAGUCUGAGCAUGUGCCCGUGCCCCCCCCCAUGCCCACCCACAGCCUCCCAGAGCAGCCAGGCAAAGAGACAGGGCUCGCCAGCAUUUGACGGCCCAUCCUUAUGGCCAUCUGCCAUUCCAUGGAAACAAACUGUGCCUUCUGGCUCUGUGCCCCAUGUACCUAGCUUCACAGAACUUCAAGCCAUCAGGAGAGUGGGCUGGCCCACUGGCUGUUCAUGCCAGGCCCGUCUCGGCCUCCCACCCACCCGCCUGAAUCCUAUGAGCUCGUGUGCAGCCACUGGCCCCUAGGACCUUGUGCUGGUUCUCCGAAGGACAAUGGUCAAGGUCUGGAUCCUGUUCCCCGGGACUGUUAGCACCCUUGACACAAUCCACAUGCGCAGUACCCUGCCACACUCCUUGUGGAGUCUGUCCCAGCUUGCUCCACAGCGACUUUGUCUGCUCUGUUCCUGCUGUAAUGGGAAAAAAAAAAAAAAACAUGUAUAACUUACUUGUAUCCGUGUUCAGACUGUAGCAACUUCUGUGUAGCUGUGGCGCGCUCACGGCUGCGGGGCGCUUCUCGUUGGCGUCCACGUCAGUACAGCGCGUGUCCUUGGGCACGCUUGCAGCCAUCGCUCAUCAUUCCAUGGAACGGGACUCUCACCUGGGGCUCCCGGUCGCAUCUUUGGAAGAAAAUGGAUCACCGGGGCCACCGGAGGUCAGCCUGGACUCACGGCCUGGUGGCCUGGCGCUCCUCUGCCUUGUGGCUCCCCACAUGCGCUGAGUGGAGAUACUCCCCGAACUUCUGGGCUUCCUUCUACCAACGUGCACUCCUCUUCUGAGUGACCGGCAGAGAGGUCUCGCCUUCUCUGGGGACAGCCUCAAGGCGCCAAGUCCAACAGAGGGACCAGUGCUCUUCCCUAUCUUGUUUGGGCUAAAGGGGAAACAAGGAGGAAGUAGAAGUGAAGUCUCUGUCUUACUUUGUUUGUUGGUGCGUUUUGUUUUCCAAGGUAAAGUCUCACUCUGGCCCAGGCUGACCUGGAACUCACUAUGGAGUCUCAAGGUGGCCUCGAACUCACAGCGAUCCUCCUACCUCUGCCUCCCGAGUGCUGGGAUUAAAGGCGUGCGCCACCACACCCAGCUCCUGUCUUUUAUCGUAAAGGAAAGGGGAGUGUGUGAGUGACUCCUGUCCCUAACCACCACUUGGACACUCAGACCGUGACUCAGCCACCUUGUCUUCCAGACCACUCAGGAGAGAUGAGGCGGGCACGGGAACUCCAUGGUUACUCUGUCCUCUUCCUCCCGAGAGCAGGACCCGUGCUUGGGGCUCCUCCGUGGAGGACGACACAAGUGUGGGGCACUGUCCCUGGGGCGCCACCCCCUGUCUCUAGCUGCUGCGGCCUACUGACCUCGCCAAGGCUCUGAAGGCUUGGGGAGAUCUCUUGCCUCAGCCUGGGGGACAUUUCGCAUGGAAAGGAGAGACAUCGUGGUCGUUACAUGACAGGAACCCCGACUACAUCUGGCCCCUUGGUCCUCUCUCCCACACUGUCCACCUGGACCACAGAUCUCAUCAGUGAGGCAGGGACCCCCCACCCCAGUCCUGGCCCAGUGAAACUUGCCCCUGAUACCAAAGCGUUACAUUCUGACCAAAGAAUAGUCAUGUGCACGUGCAGGUGGUACUGCUGAGCCUGUGUGGGUGUGGGGCUUUGUUAGCAAAGUGGGGAGAAGGUGUCCUGAGUCGUCCUCACUAAGAGACUUCGUGUGUGAGUGAGCUCCUCAGAAUGGGCCAAACUGUCUGGGGACAAGAAUGAGCUUGUCCCUCCCUGAGAGACACGGACUGGCCUCUACAUAUUCAGCCUAGAACUACGGCUUGUCCUUCCACUACCCAUCCUUCACCUUCAAGACCCCGAGCACACCCCACAUAAUGGCUCUUAGGAAAAUUCUAGAGAUUUACUAUUUGAAUCAUUGAGAAUAAUAAAGUUCUUCCAUGUGGUUGGUAUUGAUCAA
Messenger RNA from Jaculus jaculus (lesser Egyptian jerboa), 4391 nucleotides. RefSeq names its product EH domain containing 3 (gene Ehd3). The record is from RefSeq and is a predicted model, not a curated record. Lineage: Eukaryota; Metazoa; Chordata; Mammalia; Rodentia; Dipodidae. Gene Ontology annotation, molecular function: GTP binding; calcium ion binding; protein binding. Gene Ontology annotation, cellular component: plasma membrane; intracellular vesicle; presynaptic membrane. The transcript has 6 exons. The coding region runs from base 1 to 1422 and encodes 473 amino acids. Gene Ontology annotation, biological process: clathrin-dependent synaptic vesicle endocytosis; endosomal transport.